Molecule: messenger RNA, 746 nt
Organism: Thermothielavioides terrestris NRRL 8126
Lineage: Eukaryota; Fungi; Ascomycota; Sordariomycetes; Sordariales; Chaetomiaceae
Exons: 1
Coding region: 244-729 (161 amino acids)
Biological process (GO): maturation of 5.8S rRNA from tricistronic rRNA transcript (SSU-rRNA, 5.8S rRNA, LSU-rRNA); nuclear-transcribed mRNA catabolic process, RNase MRP-dependent
Cellular component (GO): ribonuclease MRP complex
Molecular function (GO): rRNA primary transcript binding
Source: RefSeq, a predicted model, not a curated record
CACUGAAUGAACAGCCAUAUCCUUUUCACACUUCGAUGUCAAACUUUCAGACCUUGAGGCACCUCAACCUUAGGACCAAAACAGCAGUUUUCUCACUCAUGUCAAACUCCAUAGUCCUUAUGCAUCGCUCCUCAACUUCUUCUUAAUUUUUUGUCUCUUAUCAAGCACAACCCAUCCCUCCUCUUCUCACUCACUCACCAUCUCCCGACCGCAUCGGUCAGCCAUCACUCACUCACUCACACGAUGUCCCUCCCACCCCAACCCGGCGCCCAUGAGACGCCCCCGACGCUCGACCCCGCAGCGCUCAACGCAGCCAUCGCGUCCCUCGCGCCCGCGCUCGAGCUGCUCGAGCGCUUCCACCACCGCAACAAGAACCAGCACCGCCUGUCCAAGUGGUGGGCGCAGGCCGACAUGCUGCGGCGGCACGUGCGCAAGAUGCUGCGGGAGCUGGAGGACGGGGUCGCAGAGGCGGAGCGCCUGGCGAGGGCUAACGAGAGGAGGAGGGCGCGGGAGAGGGAGAGGGAGAGGGUUUCGCUGUUGAAGGGGGUGCUGGGCAAAGCGGGCGAGCCGCCAAGGCGAGGUGGGAGAGGGGAUGGGGAGAAGGGGAAUGAGGUGGUGAGGAAGCGAGCUGAGUAUUUGCGGUGGCGGCUGGGGCCGGGGGCCUAUCUGUGGGUUUUGCCGUGUUGUUUCUGUUUCUCGCAACAUGUUGUUGGACACGAUGUUGGCUAACCCGCCCGGCCGCCCGC